Messenger RNA from Brenthis ino (lesser marbled fritillary), 1932 nucleotides. Lineage: Eukaryota; Metazoa; Arthropoda; Insecta; Lepidoptera; Nymphalidae. The record is from the annotation of a GenBank genome assembly.
AUGAAGUUUCUCGCGGUGGUAGUGAUUGUGAUGGUGGUGAAAACAAUUUUAGCUUCUAUAGCUCCUCCUGGAUCGUGUCCUCCAGCGUGUAUGUGUAAAUGGAAAGGUGGAAAACAAACUGUGGAGUGUGUGGAUCGCGCUCUUAUUACCGUUCCUGAGCCAGUUGACCCUGCUACACAAGUGCUUGAUUUAUCAGGAAACAAUUUACAAAUUCUCCCUCAGGAGGCAUUUGCGAAAACUGGACUCGUUAAUCUUCAACGUGUAUACCUUCGUAGUUGUAAUAUAGGCCAAAUAAAUGAUAGGGCAUUUAAAGGCCUCACUAAUUUAGUAGAAUUAGAUCUCUCUCAUAAUUUACUUACACAAAUACCUUCAAAUAGUUUUAAAGAUGCGCCAUUUCUGAGAGAUCUUACACUCGCAAAUAAUCCUAUUUUGAAAAUUCAUUCGGAUGCGCUUAAUAAUCUUGGCAGCAUUGUUAAGCUUGAUUUGGCAGGAUGUGACAUAAGAGACAUAGCAGCUGAUGUAUUCAGAAAUUUACAAUCAUUAGAGUCAUUAAAAUUAAACGCAAAUAAUAUUAGAGAGCUGCCUUUAAGUUCAUUGGAAAAAUUAGAGAAAUUGCGAGUUAUUGAUUUGUCCGAUAAUCCUUGGACGUGUGAUUGUCGACUUCGCGACCUUAAGAUGUGGUUAUCAAAACAUAAAUUAUUUUCUUCCCCUACGUGCGCCUCCCCGACUCGUUUAGCAAAUAAACUAUUCUCUGAGCUAACACUGGACGAAUUCGCUUGUAAGCCAGAAAUUUUACCAGUAAGCAGGCAUGUCGAAGCAGCUGUAGGUGAAAAUUCAACAGUAGUAUGUAGAACGGAGGCCAUGCCAAGUGCAAAUAUUAACUGGUAUUGGAAUGGGAGAUUGUUACAAAACGGGACCAAUUUAAACUCUCACCAAAGAAUUUAUAUUUUUGAAGCGGGCGAGUACAAGAAAAAAUCGACGCUUAUUCUUACAAAUACACAAGAAUCAGAUUCAACAGAAUUUUAUUGUGUUGCCGAAAACAAAGGAGGCAAUGCGGAAGCUAACUUUACAGUUCAUGUCACUCAAAUUGCAGCUGGAAUGGCGUCUCUAGGAAGCGCUCAAAUAGCAAGUCUUGGAGCAGCUUUAUUCUUAGUGAUUAUUUUAAUCUCCUUAGGAUUGCUUAUAACGUUUGUUCGAAUACGUCCUUCUCAUAAUUGCGAAAGUAAAACGCCAAAUACAUUAGACAGAGUAGUAUCUGGUAAUGAAGUUCAUCCUACUGUAACGGACAGACCACAUGUGGCUGUUUUAGCAAGCAGGCAAGAAUCACCAAAUUAUGAUGAUGCUAAAUGUAAUCCUGUUCUAAAACCGCAAAGAACGAACGAUAUACCCUAUACAACAAAUCAUUAUGAAGGUCGAGGUAGCUUAGUCACAAGUGGAGGGCCAAUUGUGGUUUCACCAACUGUAUCAGGAGGAAUAGACCCCGAUCUUAUUAACGAUACAAGACCUGAUAGUGUUAACCGUCCAGGAAGCGGAGAGUAUGCGAGAGAAGCUUCUGAUUCUUUGUAUCCCUCAGGUCUCUGGGAUCAAAUUAAAAUGAACCAGGCUAAUAAUUUGGCACGCGCCAUAAGCUCAGCAAUUCCAGCUUAUUAUAACGAUCGAACUCCAAUAAUUGAAAAUACCAGUGUUAAUGGAUCGCAAGAAGAAUUAGGUUACAUGAGCCGCACUUUCCCUCGAUCGCACGCAAUGACUGUGGCUAGCACUGCGGACCCUCCAUAUCCGGCCGAUUACGGAUUGCCAGUGGGCGGAGCACGAACGCUACGUGUGUGGCAACGUGCUCCGCCAGUAUUACCGCCAGUGUCUGCUCUCAAACGCGUCCUCACCAUUACGAGGCCCUCUGAAGACCGAUAUCAGGAUGGCUGUGCUACUGAUGUU